GCCCAUACCACAAUUUAACCCCGCCCACCGCCACAGGCUGUAUCAGUAUGAGGAAAUCCAGUUUCAGAGGGGCGUGGCUUACACUCGCCUAUUAAACUUUGGGUUUGGCUGCAAGUUUAGACUUCAGACUCAAACCCGAAGAGACAGACAUGAGCGCCAUGGUGCUGACAGCUGAGCUGCCAGCAUGCAGUAUGACUUCUGAAAUACCCAAAGAGGAGAAAAUAGAGGAGAACAGGCCAAAAUACACAGAGGUGGAGGAUAAGAAGAUUCAGGUGAAUGGAUCUCCUCCAGAAAAACACACCGAAGGAGAAAAAGACGUGAAGACCAUUGAAGAAAGCAAGAUUCAGAAAGACCUCAAGGAGAUUGAGGAGUCUAAAGAUCCUCAGAAAGAUGAUGAAGAUGAUGAGGAGGAGGAGGAGGAGGUUUUGGGGCCAGAUGUGGUCACCUGUGACUCCUGCAUCGAUAAGCCGUGCCGAGCUAAAAAGUCUUGCCUCACCUGUCUGGUGUCGUACUGCGAGUCUCACCUGAGGCCACAUCUGGAGAAUGCCAAGUUCCAGAGCCACAGGUUGGUGGAUCCUCUGCGGGACAUUGAGAGGCGGACCUGUGAAGCUCACCGCAGCCCGCUGGAGCUCUACUGCUGCAUGUGCUGCCUCUGCCCAGCCUGCGUCACAGAGGAGCACCUCGGACACCAAGCCCUGCCCAUAGCCGAGGCGCGCAGGAAUAUAGAGAAAGAGCUUCAGGACAAGCAGACAGAAAUGCUGAAGACGAUGACGGCCGCAGAAAACGCCAUUAACAAGCUGCAGGUCAACACUGUGUCUAUAGAGGGCUCAGUGCAGGAGGUGCGGGCUGUGAUGGAGGAGCAGUUCAGUAUCCUGCAGGCCGCAGUGGAGCAGGUGAAGCGGGAUGUGUGUGAGCUGCUGGAGGCGGAGGAGCGGCAGGCGCUGCGGCAGGCCGAUGGCAUACGGGUGCAUCUGGAGCAGCGCUGCGCUGAACUCAAGAAAACACAGAGCAGAGUCCAGAAGAUCAGCAAGAACAAGCACGACAUACACUUCCUGCAGGAGUAUUCAGAGUGGAAGAAGGAGGCAGUGGACGUGUCUUUGCCUGGGGUUUAUAUCGGCCUCGUGGAUCGACUGCAGGCGUUCAGUCACGUGAUCGUUCGCUCCACGAAUAGGAUGUGUGAUAAUCUGCACAGCUCGUACACCAACAAACUCAAAGACACCUGUAAGAACGAUAACGUGGGCAUUAAGACGACGGUUUUUGCUGUUAUGGCGGCAAAGAAGAACAUGAUGCUUCCAGACCCCAAAACCAGAGACGACUUCCUACAGUACGUCACUCCUCUGUCUCUGGAUGCCAAUACGGCGCAUGUGUUUCUGCGUCUGACAGAAGAGUGUAAGAAGGUGACCAACACCACACCAUGGCAGCACAGCUAUCCAGAUCUCCCAGAGCGCUUCCAGGACUUCAAGCAGGUGCUGACGCAGGAGAGCUUCUACCUGGGACGCCACUACUUCGAGGUGGACAUGAAGGGUGAAGGGACACAUGUGGGUCUGACCUACAAGAGCAUCGAUCGCAAGGGCUCACAGAGCAACAGCUGCAUCGCUGGAAACAACUUCUCCUGGUGUUUGCAGUGGAACGGCCGCAGCUUCUCCGCCUGGCACAGCGAUGUGGAGACGCCACUCAGCUGCCCCAAAACCACCCACAUCGGCAUCUACGUGGACUAUUCUGGAGGCCUUCUGGCUUUCUAUGACGUGGAGAAUGGGAUGACGCUCAUCCACAAGUACCAGGCAGAGUUUCUGGAGCCGCUUUAUCCUGCUUUCUGGCUCCCCAAGAAGGAGAACGUGGUGCUGCUGGAGCCUGGAGCUGCGUCUCCUCUGUCUUCUCCAUCUCCAUCUCCUGAUGCUUCCACUAAAUAAUCGUAGCUGGAUGUAUCCAUAUCAUUUCCAUGUUUUGCGGUCCUGUUUACAUCUGGGUUUGAUCUGUAGUCCUGGGGUCCGUUCUUCAUACCUCGCUGUAAUUAUUCAAGCUUGUCUUCUUUUUUUCUUGUGUAUAUUUAUAGUUAGACAGCUGAGUUUUGAUAGAAAAUGAAAAGUUGCUAUUUUUUAAUGCUGAUAUGUCUAUGAUGAGACUAUAAAAGAUGUAACCUAUGACUGAUGUUAAAGUGUUAUGACUGCUAGAGUGCACUUGAUUGAUUGAUGCCUGUUGAAAUGCCUUUACAUAUAUGUUGUAUAAUUCGAUAAUAAGUGCUGUGACGGAUAUCAAAGUAUCAUGACUGUUCUGUUUUAGCAUGUGGCUUAAAUAUAUGAUGCUAUGUAUAUCAUUUAAAAUAAAAAUGUUGCCAUUUAGAG
Molecule: messenger RNA, 2342 nt
Organism: Danio rerio (zebrafish)
Lineage: Eukaryota; Metazoa; Chordata; Actinopteri; Cypriniformes; Danionidae
Source: RefSeq, a predicted model, not a curated record